Messenger RNA from Tupaia belangeri chinensis (Chinese tree shrew), 3832 nucleotides. It is a transcript of the gene HOOK1, whose product is annotated as hook microtubule tethering protein 1. Gene Ontology annotation, biological process: cytoplasmic microtubule organization; cytoskeleton-dependent intracellular transport. The record is from RefSeq and is a predicted model, not a curated record. NCBI's taxonomy places the organism in Eukaryota, Metazoa, Chordata, Mammalia, Scandentia, Tupaiidae. Gene Ontology annotation, molecular function: dynein light intermediate chain binding; microtubule binding. Gene Ontology annotation, cellular component: centrosome; cytoplasm.
GCUCUGCGACAGCCUGAUGAUCUGGCUGCAGACAUUCAAUACUGCCUCACCCUGUCAAGAUGUCAAACAGCUGACUAAUGGAGUUGCCAUGGCACAAGUUCUUCAUCAAAUUGAUGUAGCUUGGUUCAAUGAAUCUUGGUUAAGCCGAAUUAAAGAGGAUGUUGGAGACAACUGGAGAAUAAAGGCUAGUAACUUAAAGAAGGUUCUUCAAGGAAUUAUGAGUUAUUACCAUGAGUUUUUGGGGCAGCAGAUACCUGAAGAACUUAUCCCUGAUUUAAACCAAAUAACUGAAUGUUCAGAUUCUGUGGAGCUUGGGAGGUUACUUCAGCUUAUUUUAGGCUGUGCAGUCAACUGUGAAAAAAAGCAAGAACAUAUUCAAAAUAUAAUGACACUGGAAGAGUCUGUUCAGCAUGUGGUCAUGACUGCUAUUCAGGAGUUGAUGAAUAAAGAAAUCUCAAGCUCUUCUACAAAUGACGCUGUGGGAGAACUGGAGCAGCAGCUUAAAAGAGCCUUGGAAGAACUUCAAGAAGCAUUAGCAGAAAAAGAAGAGCUGAGGCAGAGAUGCCAAGAACUUGAUAUGCAGGUAACUGCACUUCAAGAUGAGAAGAAUUCUCUGGUUUCUGAGAAUGAAAUGAUGAAUGAAAAACUUGACCAGUUGGAUGGUUCUUUUGAUGAUCCAAAUACAAUGGUUGCAAAAAAAUAUUUUCAUGCACAGUUACAACUCGAACAAUUACAAGAAGAAAACUUCAGGCUUGAAGCUGCAAAAGAUGAUUACCGAGUUCACUGUGAAGAACUUGAAAAGCAACUGAUUGAAUUUCAGCAUAGGAAUGAUGAAUUGACUAGUCUUGCUGAAGAAACAAGAGCCCUGAAAGAUGAAAUAGAUGUUCUGAGGGCUACCUCUGAUAAAGCAAAUAAACUGGAGUCAACAGUUGAAGUAUAUCGUCAGAAGCUACAAGAUCUGAAUGACCUCCGCAAGCAGGUGAAAACUUUACAGGAAACUAACAUGAUGUACAUGCAUAACACGGUCAGCUUAGAAGAAGAAUUAAAGAAGGCAAAUGCAGCACGUACGCAGUUAGAAACAUACAAAAGGCAGGUUCAGGAUCUUCACAUUAAACUUUCAUCUGAAUCAAAAAGGGCAGACACGCUAGCAUUUGAAAUGAAGCGGCUUGAGGAAAAACAUGAAGCUCUACUUAAGGAAAAAGAGAGAUUAAUCGAGCAGCGUGAUACCCUGAAAGAAACAAAUGAAGAACUUCGGUGCUCGCAAGUACAACAGGAUCACCUAAACCAAACAGAUGCUUCUGCCACAAAAAGUUAUGAGAAUCUUGCUGCUGAAAUUAUGCCAGUGGAAUAUAGGGAGGUAUUUAUCCGACUGCAACAUGAAAAUAAGAUGCUUCGCCUACAGCAGGAAGGAACCGAGAAUGAGCGAAUCGAGGAGCUUCAGGAGCAGCUGGAGCAGAAGCACCGCAGGAUGAACGAAUUGGAAACCGAGCAAAGACUGAGCAAAGAGCGCAUCCGAGAACUGCAACAGCAAAUCGAGGACCUCCAGAAGUCUUUGCAAGAGCAAGGUUCCAAGUCUGAAGGUGAAAGUUCCAGCAAACUAAAGCAGAAGUUGGAAGCUCAUAUGGAAAAGCUAACAGAGGUCCAUGAGGAAUUACAGAAGAAACAAGAGCUCAUUGAAGAUCUUCAGCCAGAUAUAAAUCAAAAUGUACAAAAGAUCAGUGAACUUGAAGCUGCUCUUCAGAAGAAAGAUGAAGAUAUGAAAGCAAUGGAGGAAAGAUAUAAAAUGUACUUGGAAAAAGCCAGAAAUGUGAUAAAAACUUUAGAUCCCAAACUAAAUCCAGCAUCAGCUGAAAUAAUGCUACUCAGAAAGCAGUUGGCAGAAAAAGAGAGAAGAAUUGAAAUACUAGAGAGUGAAUGUAAAGUAGCAAAAUUCCGUGAUUAUGAAGAAAAACUCAUUGUUUCUGCGUGGUAUAAUAAGAGUCUAGCGUUCCAGAAACUGGGGAUGGAGUCUAGACUUGUGAGCAGCAGUGGUGCGUGUAAAGAGGCUGGUGUGUGUACCCCUGCACGGUCUUUCUUAGCACAACAACGGUACAUCACCAACACCAGAAGAAAUCUCUCUGUUAAGGUCCCUGCUACAUCAGCUGAUUAAAUUGCAAAAGAAAACAUAAACAGAAGUGCCCUUAAAAUAUUUUGUACCUUUCAACAAUUACCCGAUUGAAAAAGAAGUUCAUGAUGUUGUGAUAUUUUCAAAUCGAAAUGCCUCAAACUAGUUUUGCCAGCUGACUUUGAAAACAAAGUAUAGAACUAGUUAUCUUUCUGAGGGAGUACAUUUGAAUAAUUGGAAGAUGCAUUAGGCACACAUCUCGGAAGACCUCUGUCUUUAGAGUGUUGUAAUUUCCAAUUGACUCCGUGUAUUUUAGUUUAAUGUUUUCAGCUUUACCAGUAACUCGAUUAAUAGGUAAUCAGCAAUAUAUAAUUUUAAAAUGUACCUAGAUUUGUUUUAAUUCUGGGGUCCAUUUAAAAUGGUCUUGAGGUAGGUACAUAGAGAACCGUACGAGAGUAAGCUCUCUCUGACUCGGUAUGUAUGAAGUUUCCCUUCUGUCCUCUCAUUGUGUCAUUGAACGCAUGCGGUUUAUCAUGUCACGGAAGAGAGAACAUUUGCAAGAUUUUACAACUGGGAUGACAUCGUCAUGGGAAAUGCAAUUAAUGGGAAACUGCACAUUCUGAAGAGGGUCUAGUCCUCUCGUGUGCCUGUUGUAAACAAGGGCUUCUGGACAGCAACACGACAAUGUUAAGGGGGAAGUAAGCUGACAUUUGUUAAGAGGUAAAAACAGGCUAAAAUACAGACUUUAUGUGACAUAUCCACAUACUUUUUAAUAUAACUAGUGAGGACUUCAAUGAUUGCUUUUAAGCAUAAACUUUUUAAGCACAACUUCUGCUCAAAAAAGAUACACCACGGAAUAAUAGUUUUGUGUCUUCAUCAAGAAGAGAUGUUGCAAUGACACAACUUUCAACAGUCAGUCAAUCAACAGUUUGAUUUUAUUUACCAGUUAAAGAGGAUGUCUUGGGCUGUUUGUGGUAUUUAGUUUAUUUCUGCCCAGAGCUAUUAUUUUCAAAGGUCUUACUUUCUAAAUUUGGAGGCCAUUUUUUAAAGGUCACCACUUUGGAAUUUUAGUUACAUUGUAUUAAAUCUGUGCUAAUGUUGUAGUCACGAACUGUAUGCAGCGAUUUAAGUGAACUUAAUUAAAAUUUAAAAUUUGGUUCCUUGGUUGCACCAGCCAUAUUUCAAAUGCUGGGUAACCACAUGGCGAGUGGCUACUGUACUGAUGGUGCAAAUGUAGACUUUCCCUUAUUGUAGAAUUUCUAUCGGGUAGUGCCAUACCGUCUUUUUCAUGAUAAUCAGGAAGUACUCUUUGAUAUUAGACCACAAACAUGAAAGAAGAAAAACAUUAGAAUUAUUUCAGAUAUGAAAAGGAAUUGUGACAUAAGUAGCCUGAAAUUCUGUCUAGUUGAAUACUUUCUCUGGUGACAACUGUAAUUAAUCUUUCCAGUGCUGUUCAACAGAUCCAUACCUGUUAGCACUAUGUCUAGGCCAAGUGUCAGCACACUUUCUGUAAAGGGGCAGUAGUUGUUUUAGAAAGAUCUUGAGCUUUUGGGGCUACCUGGUCUCUAUCUCAACUCUGCCUUUACAGCGUGAAAGCAGUCAGCCACGUAUGAUGUGCAAAGUGGGUAUGGCUGGGUUCCAGUAGAAUUUAUUUACAAAAAUACGUGGUAGGCCAGAUUUAGCUUGCAGACUAUAGACUCGUGAUCUAGAUUUUAUUUCUAGCCUUUU